Molecule: messenger RNA, 2091 nt
Organism: Drosophila sulfurigaster albostrigata
Lineage: Eukaryota; Metazoa; Arthropoda; Insecta; Diptera; Drosophilidae
Product: proline-rich protein PRCC
Cellular component (GO): nucleus
Source: RefSeq, a predicted model, not a curated record
CAACUUUUGAAAAUGUAACUGUUUACAUUCUGGCGUUGCCAGAUGGCAAUUAGCGCUGCACUACCACUUAGAUCACAGGGUGACACACGCAAGUAAUAAACAGCUGUUGUUUUAUGUUGAAAUCGUUGUUGCAGUCGGAAAAGUUAAAUUUGAACAAUUUUUAUUAAAUUUAUAUUGUUUACUAAACAUACUUAAAAUGUCUCUUGUUGCAUACGCUGCAAGUAGUGACGAGGAAUCAGAAAAUGAAGAAGAAUCCACCGGCACACAAGUGGAAUUGCUAAAACAGCCAAGCAACAACAAUGUGGCUGCCAAGUCUGGCGUCGUCGCUAGUGCUGGACACAUAAGUGACGAAGACGAUGAUUAUGUACCACGAGAAGUGUCGCUGCAGGAGCUUAAGCCGCCAACGGCCAGUGGCCGAAUAACGCUUGCGCUGCCCCAGCCCAAAAAAAGCCGUCCAGCCAAUCACGAGGAAGCAGAGGAAACGGAGGAGCAGCAAGUGACGCAAGCAUUUGCCAAAUUACCAACGCCACGAACAGCUAUCACAGGGGAAGCUGCAGCAUAUAUAGAAGAAGUGGACGAUGAAUUUCUCCACAAGAAGGCGUCGGCAGAUAGCGAAGCGUUGGAAAAACCGCCGCCACCGCCAGCUGCUGGAAAAACGCGUGUGAAGAUCACCAUACCGUCGCUGAGGGACUUCGCUGAUGUGGAUAAGGAAAAGGCGGAAAAGCAGCAAAAUAAUAGGCAGCAAGUCAAAUCCACAAAGGGUUGCGGAUUGCUUAGCAUAUUGCCGCAAGCGAAAUCCGAGCGAGAUUUCAGCAAGAAAGAAAAUGACACAAUAACGAAGCCAAGUACAACUGCUGUUUCUGCUAAGCCAGCCUUUGUGCCCGACACUGUGAAGCAACGACGCGCAGCGCACAACACAGAAGGCGUCGAUGGGGUCAAGGCGCCACAGCCUCCCGGAAAACAAGCGCAAAAGAAACCUCCGUCCACAAUCCAGCCCAAGGCAGCACUGGUCAGCGUUAGCGACAGCGACGAUGACGACGAAGAUGGCGCUGGUGACUUCUUCUCACUGCACAGCGAACAUAAAUUGCCUGAGGUGAGCAGCAAUGAGAUUAGUGCUCUGGUGGCCAAGCGAGCCGAGCAAAUGGUUGCAGCUGGCAACAAGUUCCUCGAGGAGCAGAAGCAACGUGAAGCUGCUGAAGCGGAGGCUGCAGAAUUACACUCGGAGGAGAUGCGAUUAGCACAACAACGCUAUCAAGAGCAACACCUGAAUGCCGAGGCCAUGGAUGCGCUGGUGGGCAAGAAUGCCAAGCGACGUCGCAAGGAGGCCAAGGAAAUGCAGGUGAUUGAGAUCAGCGGCACACAAGUGAUGCCUGAUCGUGAUGAAUGGAUGCGCACGGCGUUGGCAUCGGCGACGACUUAUCAACCCACCGGAGUGCUGACGGAUGAGGAACCAGUAGCGGGCACAAAAAGGAAACAUCAAAUCACCUAUCUGGCGCACAAAGCGAAGGCCAACGAGGCCGAACUCCAAGCGAUGUGGUCCGCAAAUCGACAAACUCGUCGUGCCACUCAGAGCAAAUAUGGUUUCUAAAUGUUUCCAUUUUAAUAUUGUUUAUGUACUAUUUUCAACUACAAUAUAGACUUAAUAAGAAUAAAUUUAUAAAUAAGUUGAAUUGCUCAUUUGAGCCAGUUUUCACGUUGCCUCAACUGCCCGGCAACAUAGACAAUGGCUGUGCAGAGUAGAAGCAUCAAUGGAGCCAUUGUCACAUAGAUUGGAAUCUGUUGUGGAUACUCAAGAGUCAUGCAGAUCAUCACUUGAGAUGUUAUCGUUAGCAGCACACCGCCGAUGUUCCAUUUGUAGAGGAACAGCAAAUCGGUGAGCCUAUUGAGAUUGCGCCAUUUGCGUAUAAACUUUAUCAGCACAUAGAUGAUGAGGAUGCAGUCGAAGAACCAAAGCGGCGUAAAAGUGACGAACCAAUUCCAUGUGGUGCGUGGAUCUAGGCGCAAGCAAAGCAGUAUUAAGAACACCAAGACGAUAAACCAAGUGAAGAGCGCCCGAUGUGCCAGCGUCAUGACUUAAACGUUUUGCAUAUU